Messenger RNA from Paramecium pentaurelia, 1405 nucleotides. The record is from the annotation of a GenBank genome assembly. NCBI's taxonomy places the organism in Eukaryota, Ciliophora, Oligohymenophorea, Peniculida, Parameciidae.
AAUGUCAUAGCUUCCAUAAUAAGGAUAGGAAUCUAAACCUCAUUCUAAUUUACCUUAAUCAAAUAUUCCAUAAGGUUAAAACCAGAACUAGUUCAUUCCUCAAUAAGUAGUCCCAACUUAAGUUUUCCCUUAAGGAUAACCAUAAUUUGUGGUUCCUCCUUAAAAUUUAGGAAGAGCACCAAUUAGCGGAAUUCCAGCCCAAUAGCUUCCUUAUUUAUAACAAUAAGGAUUAUAACCAUUACCUUAAUCUUAGAUCAUAGGAUAAAAUGGUGCUCCUUAUUAGACAGGUCCAGUUUAAUUAAGUUCACAUCUAAUGACAGAAUAAGCUAUAAAAGGAGAAUCAAGAAUUGAAUAUGUGCCAUUUGAAAGAGUCAUAACUGAAUAUGAGGAGGUGAGAAGAUAAGUUUAGGUGCCAAUUACACGAUAAAUAACUGAUUAUUACGCAGUUUAAUAUGAAGUUGAAUACAUUCCUUAAGUAAUAUAAGAGAAAUAAAUUGGUAAUAAAUUAUUGAUAAAAUUUAGAAUAUGUACCAGUUGAAAGAAUAUAAGAGAGAACAGAAUAUUACACAGUGUAAAAAUAAAAUAUUUUGCCUGUAAGAAUAUCAAUAAUAAAUUAAAGGCUUAACCAGGUUUAUAAACAUAAACUUUAGCAUAGUCAUAAACAAUUCAAACUUAAAGAGUACAACAACAACAAAUAGUGGUAAGAAUUCAAUAAUUUUCUAUAAGACAUAAUAACCUCAAUAAUAUGUGACAAUAGCAUAGUAGCCCUAAAUUACAACUUAUUAAGCUCCUCAAAUUUAAACAACUACUGUAAUGGCACCACAAACUUAAGUUUAAUAAACAAUGAAAAGCACUUUGAUUUAACCCCCAAUUACUACAACAAUUUAAUCACCACCUUUAAUAUAAAACACUAUAAUGCCAUAAACUCAAUUUGCUUCUACAUAUGUUUAAUAAAAGCCUGCAGUUGCAACAACUUAAAUAUAAUCCAUUCCUCAAACUAUAUAAACUACAAGUGUAGUUCCAUAAACAAUUCAAACCACAACUAUUCAACCAUAAACAACUAGCAUUAUCCCAUAGACAAGAACUUUAAGUAAACCACCAACUACCAUUGUCUAACCUUAAACAUCAAUUCCUUUGGCAACUACCACAGUUCUACCAACUUAAUUACCUCAAUCUGCUGUGCCAUCAUCUCUUUAUAAAGACUAUUAAAGACAACCAGUUCAGGCUAAUUCACUUUAUAGAAAAACUUUACCACCAAUCUAACCUGGAUAAUUAGCACAAACAGCUCCACCUUAAUAAGUAUAAUAUUCAUCAAAAUUAAGAUUCCAACUUAACCUUAAUAACCAUAAAAAUAAUCCAAAGCAGAUAAGGAUAAGACAUUCUUAGAGAGGCUUUUCGAGUGAAG